AUGCGACUUCAUAUUGAAGGCAUAGGUAAAGACGAAGGCUCCACGUACAAGGAGUGCGCAGCUUCCUUCGCAACCCUCCUCGUGCGAAAGGAUGAGGUUGUCACCGUGAUGCUGCAAGGGCCCAAGAGACCUUGUGGAGACGACCCUGCAUCGGGCCAUGCCGUCCUCUCGAUCGCCGUGCGGAGUGCAAGCAAUGACGAGCCUUCACCACAGGCGCUUCCCAAGCAGGCAGUCCGUCAAAUGUUGCAGCCGGACGUGGAAGGCAUUCCUGAUGACGUUUCGGUGGCACAUUACUAUGCUACUAACAUGGCGAACAUCUCCACCGGCACGCAUGUUGGGAAUAUCAUCGAUAUCUUGAGAAAGUUGCAGACGGCAGGAACAUAUCAAAACUAUGCCCAGGCUCUGGCAGCAUUCCGCCGGUACGUGGCCAUCUCAUGCUGCGAGAAGAUGGAAGCGGGGGCUUAUCGACGAGGGGAGAACAAACGCAAUUUCUUCACGGCUAUCACGUCCGCCACGAUCGCGGAGUGUAAGGAAUAUUGCCAAGGGGACGAAGGAGGAGCCCAGCCUUUUUCCGCAGAGCAACUCAUGAUCAUGCAGGUGGUGGUCGCCUUUCUCCGAUCCCAAGGGAAAGGCCCAGGUCUUGAGGUUUAUCCGUACGAGAGGAAUCCUUGGUACGACUUGGACGGCAGGAAAGCGUUUCAUGCUGUCCUCAGUCGGCUCGUAAAAGGUUACUGCAAUGCUGUCAGUGGAUUAGUGGAGAGAAGAUCUGAUCGUGAGAGAUGGAAGAACGACCGCACAUAUUUCGACCACAGCGCAGAUCAGCUCGUCGCCUGGGCUUACCAUCUUGCGUUGUUCCACCACAUGUUCGAGCACAGGAUUUACCAACACCUCCACUUACUUGCUCGCAUAUACAAGCUCAAUUCCGCCUUGUGUGUUGAGUUAGAGUCGCCGAUAUACCACGAGUACCACAAGAAGGCUCCCGUCAGCGACACCGCCGACGGCCGAGGGAAGCACCGGAAUUAUUCGGAUACCAACCCAGAGGGGGAAAUAUUACGUCACCUUGACGCGGUUUCAGAGUGGAAUUGGGCAGAUGCCAGCAAGCAGUAUAUUAAAAAUCUCUCGCUGCAUGUCCGCGCCAUGAUGGAUUUCGUACCUAGGCACAUGGAUCUCAAGGUGAGGCCCGGGCAGGAAAUCGUGUCAGAGAUAGUGUGGAAGACACAGUUUCGUUUCUUCGAGGGUACGAUAGACGGCGAAGACCGCGAGAUGCUCCCCAUCAGCAAGCUACUGGGCACCUUGAAGACACCAGAGGGCCGGACGAGAUCAACGGAAACGCAGCAACAUAUCAUGAGCUGGAUCAAUAGUCAACGCGCGGCGGUUUGCGAAGGCUCUGAGUAUGACUUCGACGCCACGCACCAUGACGGCCGUGUUCACCACGAAGCUACGAUGCUCGGCAUGCAGCACUUGCCCCAAAUGAAACGGCCCCUGAAGUUGGUGGUUACUACUGAGCGGUGCUGCCCUACCUGCGCUUUUCUCUUCGAAUUCUGCAAGAACGACGCUGAUCGAGGACUUCUGGGCGUCGAGGUCAGUCCUGACUGGAGUGCGUGCUCCUUACCGUCGUGGAUACCGAAAAAAGCUGGAAGAUACGUUAUGGAGCGGGCAGAAGACGUCCUUCAGUAUCGAUUGGAGACGAUGGUGGCAAGGUACAAAGAAGGUGAAAACUUCAAGACCUGA
This is a messenger RNA of Colletotrichum siamense, 1731 nucleotides long. RefSeq lists its product as uncharacterized. The record is from RefSeq and is a predicted model, not a curated record. Lineage: Eukaryota; Fungi; Ascomycota; Sordariomycetes; Glomerellales; Glomerellaceae. The transcript has a single exon. Bases 1 to 1731 code for a protein of 576 amino acids.